CCAUUUUUCCUUUUAAUUCCAUUCAAAUUUAGAUACUUUUUCCAUAUAUGACUCAAUAUUUCUUUUCAAAAUAAAAUCAAAGUUUGGAUUUAAGAUAAAUCAACAAUCUUUAUAUUGUUUUCUUCUCGAACUUUGCAAAUAUUAUAUAAAAUUUCUUCAUUCAAAUUAAUUCUAUUUUUUUUGUUCUGAUAUCUUUGACUAGAUUGAUAUUGUUAGAUUUUAAUUUAAUAUCAAAUCUUUUUUUCUUCGCUAUUAGUACGAAACAAGCCAAAAUGUGACAAAUGGAAACAACAUGGAAUUACUGUUGCUGGAGGAAAUGGAUACGGAGAUCAAUUAAAUCAACUCUUCAUGCCUCAUGGGAUCUAUAUCGAUGAUAACAAAAGCAUUUUGAUUGCUGAUACUGACAAUCAUCGUAUUGUUGAAUGGAAACAUAAUUCGGACAGUGGUCAAGUCAUUGCAGGCGGAAACGGAAAAGGCAAGAGAGAGGAUCAACUCGCUGCGCCAAUCGACAUAGCUGUUGAUAAAGAGAAAAAUGCGAUAAUCAUAUGUGAUUUUGGGAACAACCGAGUACUGCGAUGGUUUCGCCAAAGUCAAAAAAAUCCAGAGAUUCUUAUUUCUUACAUUUCAUGUCGCAGUAUAACAAUAGACAAAGAUGGGUCUAUUUAUGUUUCUGAUUCGUUACUGUCUCAAGUGAGACGAUGGAAAGAAGGAGACUCAGAUGGAACAGUAGUGGCAGGUGGCAAUGAUAAAGGAAAUGAUCUCAAUCAUUUAUUGAGACCUAAUUGUAUCUUCGUCGAUGAAGAUUAUUCUGUUUAUGUAUCGGAUGAAUAUAGUCAUCGUAUAAUCAAAUGGAGAAAGGGGGCAAAAGAAGGAGUUAUUGUUGCUGGCAGAAAUGGAGAGGGAAAUGGUCUUAACCAAUUAUCUCAUCCUGAAGGAGUAAUUGUUGAUAAUUUGGGUCAAAUCAUUAUUGCAGACGCUUGGAAUCAUCGAGUUAUGCGAUGGUAUGAAGGAAAUACAAACGGUUCAAUUGUUGUUGGUGGAAAUGGUCAAGGACAUGAACCAAAUCAAUUAAAUAAUCCCAAAGGUCUAUCAUUUGAUGUUGAAGGAAAUCUUUACGUUGCUGAUACUCACAAUCAACGAAUUCAAAAAUAUGAACGAUGUACUAAAUAA
This is a messenger RNA of Adineta steineri, 1170 nucleotides long. The record is from the annotation of a GenBank genome assembly. NCBI's taxonomy places the organism in Eukaryota, Metazoa, Rotifera, Eurotatoria, Adinetida, Adinetidae.